Sciurus carolinensis (gray squirrel) is the source of this 2171-nucleotide messenger RNA. Its product is annotated as COBW domain-containing protein 2. The transcript has 15 exons. NCBI's taxonomy places the organism in Eukaryota, Metazoa, Chordata, Mammalia, Rodentia, Sciuridae. The record is from RefSeq and is a predicted model, not a curated record. Bases 77 to 1219 code for a protein of 380 amino acids. Gene Ontology annotation, cellular component: cytoplasm.
GCAUACGCGGAGUACGCGGCUGCGGUUCGGCGUCUUGGUCUCAGCUUUUGAGCUGUGAGGCUUGGGAUAGGCCAGGAUGUUACAGACUGUUGGAGCUCAGAAUGAGGAAGAGGAGCAGGCGGAGGAGGACUGUCCUGAAUUGGUUCCCAUUGAGACGAAGCAGAGAGAGGAUGAGGAGAAGCCUAGCCCCGGCGCCAAGAUCCCAGUCACAAUUAUCACCGGGUAUUUAGGUGCUGGAAAGACAACUCUUCUGAACUACAUUUUGACAGAGCAGCAUAGUAAAAAAAUAGCAGUUAUUUUAAAUGAAUUUGGAGAAGGAAGUGCAGUAGAGAAAUCCUUAGCUGUCAGCCAAGGUGGAGAGCUCUAUGAAGAGUGGCUGGAACUUGGAAAUGGUUGCCUCUGCUGUUCAGUGAAGGAUAAUGGCCUUAGAGCUAUUGAGAAUUUGAUGCAGAAGAAGGGGAAAUUUGAUUACAUACUGUUAGAAACCACUGGGUUAGCAGAUCCUGGUGCUGUGGCUUCUAUGUUUUGGGUGGAUGCUGAAUUAGGGAGUGAUAUUUAUCUUGAUGGUAUCAUAACUGUUGUAGAUUCAAAAUAUGGAUUAAAACAUUUAACAGAAGAAAAACCUGAUGGCCUUAUCAGUGAAGCUACUAGGCAAGUUGCUUUGGCAGAUAUCAUUCUCAUCAAUAAAACAGACUUGAUUUCAGAAGAGGAGCUAAACAAAUUAAGAGCAAUCAUUAGAUCAAUAAAUGGACUGGGAAAAAUUUUAGAAACACAAAGAUCAAGGGUUGAUCUCUCUAAUGUGUUAGAUCUUCAUGCCUUUGAUAGUCUCUCUGGAGUAAGUUUGCAGGAAAAACUUCAACAUGUGUCAGCUGUACAACCUCACCUCGAUCAGAGUAUUGUUACAGUCACAUUUGAAGUACCUGGAAAUGCAAAGGAAGACUGUCUAAAUGUAUUUAUUCAGAAUCUCCUGUGGGAAAAGAAUGUGAGAAACAAGGACAAUCACUGCAUGGAGGUCAUACGGCUUAAGGGGCUGGUGUCGAUCAAAGACAAACCACAACAAGUGAUUGUCCAAGGUGUCCAUGAACUCUAUGACCUGGAAGAGACUCCAGUGAGCUGGGAAGAUGACACUGAGAGAACUAAUCGAUUAGUCCUUAUUGGCAGGAAUUUAGAUAAGAAUAUUCUUAAACAACUCUUUAUUGCUACCGUGACAGAAACAUAAAGUAGUGGACAGCACAGUUCAAAGAAGAUCAAGUAUGUCUGUAACACUAGAAGCAUUUUUUUUAUCAAAAGGACUGGAUGGUAAACUGGAUGCAUUUCAAUCAUCUAUUUUUUCAUUACUUCUGUUAUGAAUUCCAAUGUAUUUUAAGGUAGUAUUUAUUUUAUAGAAUACAUAAAAUUUAGUAAAUCCGUACUGUAAAACAUUUGACAUUCAUACAAUGAAAUAAAAUAUCCUUUGAAGUUUUUUUGUAUGGGGGAGAGCCAGAUGUUUCACACAAAUCUCACAAUUCAUUUUUCACAAUUUUAAUCUUAUAUAUGUGGAAUUCCUCACCCAGUAUUAUUCAUAUUAAUGAUGUUAAACCUUUGAACAUUUUCAUUUUCCCUUAGAACUUCAACUGACUGAAGAGACAGGUUUAUUGUUAACAAAAUUUUUUUCUAAACAAUUAAAUAUUGUCACUUUCUAUUAAAUGAAAUAAAAUAAGACUAUGGUCCCUAAAGACUUCAAAACUGGAAGAGAUUUGAGUCAAAAGCAUUAAGCCAUCUCUUAUUUUUAAUCAAGCCUUACUGAUAGUGUAAUGAAACUUCAGCCAUUUAUUUUGUUAUAUAUUUAGAAGAUUCCAAGUUUAGAGCUUCUCAGUUAGUUUUACUACUGUUAUUAAAUCCAUCUUGGUUAUUUUCAUCUUUAGUUUUAACUAUAAGCUAAAAAGUGAUGAGGUACAAGCUAUCAGCUGUAACUACAAUUUAAUAAAUCUUUAUUUAGUUUGUACGUAUACAAUGACUGAGGAAUUCUUAGUAAAAGCCAAGUUAACAUAACUUACUCAGAUUGUAAGAAAAGCAUAGAUAGAAUUUAAUGAAGAGUUUUCCUAAACUAAUAGUUGUCAGCUAUGGUAGAAGACUAUCAAAUGACUUUUGGAAUUUUUUUCCACACAUUCUAAGUAAAGAAGCUACAUCUG